GAUCUAAACUGUUUCGAGUUUUAUUUUCGUUUUCUGUUUAACCCUCGACGUGCGACGGUGCCCAAUACACACGGGUAAAAUAACAACGCAUCUCGUAGACGAAAGCAUAGCGGUAGUGCGUUGUUGUCGCGGUUUUGCCCGUUUGUGUUCCUGGAGGAAGCAAACAGUACGGUCUACCCCGCGAAGUCAUACAUCGCUGGCGUAGCGUUUAAAAGCCUAGCGAAAAGGGGAAGCCUACUGUGUCUGCGGGGGAAAGUAGAGAUCGUGUGAACAGAAGGAAAUAAAACCUUCUAUCGCGCUGCCCUGCCUGGCCUCUACGGGAAGGGAGAAAAGUGCACGUGAAAACUCGUUUUCGUACAAUAUCAUAACUCAAUCUACCACGGCGUAGUGCACCUUUGGAGAAAUCGCAAAGAUGGAUCGAAACAUGGGUCGACAGGGACAGAUGUCUAUUUCACCGGGAAUAAUGCGAAGAUCCGGAAUGAUGCAGUCUGGCAGGGAUAUGCCCCCACAGAACCAUUCACCGUAUCAACCAAAGCCUAAUCACGUAGGGCCAAACGCGGCUGGGUCGAUGAUGAACAAUAGUGGUAGUAAUGGGCCACCACCGUCGUCUUCGGCAGUGCACCCGAUGCACCCGUUGCAGCAAAACCACCAGCAGCUGCAUCCGCAGUCGUCACAGCUCCAACAUUCGCAGCACGAUGAACUCAUUCGAUACAUCAACGAAGCAUGGCACAGUAUAAUAACCGACAAAAGCGAGAACCCGGCAGUAUUCUACAACGGUGUAUCUGAACCACGGUUGCCAGGGUUCACGCCAUUCGAUCUAGAAGGCUGGUGGGGCCAGCGGUUGGUCCAUCAGUUGAAUAUCAGUUCCCACGCACAUCAGUGAGCUUGGGCCAUCAAUCGAAAUGCAUCAGAUCUAUCGAUCCCGCGCUCGCUCAACUAAUGUUCAUGACCAUGCACCAUCAAUUCUCCUACAUUUCUUUGGUAUUCUCAUUGUUAUUCUUUGUCCAAGAGCAGACGUCUUUAAGUAUGAGAUUGAAUAUUGUCACUCGACGCACGUCAUACUAUCGUCGGAAUUGUGAUCCUAAAAUUGAGUCAUAAACUCUACGACGUUUUACAUCAUUUUCCACUUCGAUGUGCAUUACGAUUCUUAACCUUAUGUUAUUUUAUGGCCAAUGAAAGGGUAGUUUCCAUAUUUUACAUUUCCUGUUACAUGCAGUAUGAUUUUAAAGCAAUAUUUGUUCGCUGUAUACUGUUUUCUUUUUCGUUUGAUACUUUUUUUUACCAUAGAAAGGAAAGGACAUUUCGGUGGUUCAUAGACGAAGCGUGAAAGAUAUAACGAAGAGCAGAAAGAGGUAAAGUGCGGACAGAAAGCGAGAGCAUAGAAUAAGGAGAGAACACUGCGUGGAAGGGAGUUGUGGGGGAGGCGAAUCAGAGUUUAUAGGAAAUUGCAUAAUUUUUUUCUGAUCGAAUACUUUUCCCAAAAGACGACAAAGUUAUCAGAACAUACCUUCAGAGCCUAGCGUUUACGCGAAAGCAACUUAUGAUUUGUUUUAUCUCCGGAAAAACAGUUAUAUUUAAAUGAUAACGAUAUCAUCUAUAGUUACAAGUGGGAGGUCAUAACGGUGUAAUUGUGAAUUCCUUCGUACCCGCAGAGCAGACAGCAAACGAAUGAAUGAUUGACGCAUGGAAGGGAUUGGCAAUGUAAUAAAAUAUGAUUUGAAAAGAG
This is a messenger RNA of Anopheles coustani, 1726 nucleotides long. Its product is annotated as MAPK regulated corepressor interacting protein 2. Lineage: Eukaryota; Metazoa; Arthropoda; Insecta; Diptera; Culicidae. The record is from RefSeq and is a predicted model, not a curated record. The coding region runs from base 413 to 883 and encodes 156 amino acids. The transcript has 3 exons.